Molecule: messenger RNA, 1119 nt
Organism: Punica granatum (pomegranate)
Lineage: Eukaryota; Viridiplantae; Streptophyta; Magnoliopsida; Myrtales; Lythraceae
Source: RefSeq, a predicted model, not a curated record
AUGCGCAGGAGUAGAAGUGCUGAACUUCUACCAUUAGAUCCUGAGAUAGAGCGCACCUUGCAUCGGUUGAGAAGAGAGAGCAGAAGAAGGGAAGAAUUGCAGGUAGUUGAGAUGGCAGAUGAUGACAUCAAUCGCCAAAUACAGGGUGCUGCCAGAGCACUUCGAGACUAUGCAGUACCUACUAUUAUGGGUUCUGCGAUCAGAAGGCCCACUAUUCCAGCUAAUAACUUUGAACUGAAGCCAGCACUCAUUCAGAUGGUUCAAUCAAAUCAGUUUGGAGGAUAUCCCAACGAGAGUCCUGAUGAGCAUAUUGCAGGAUUCCUCCAAUACUGUAACACGGUAAAGAUGAAUAAUGUCACUGAUGAUGUUAUUAGAUUACAACUUUUUCCUUUCUCACUUAGGGAUAAAGCGAGAGCCUGGUUCAAUUCAUUGCCACAAGAGUCCAUCACCACCUGGGCCGACCUUUCAUCUAAGUUUCUCAGGAGAUUUUUCCCACCAGCUAGGACUGCAAGAUUGAGGAACGAAAUCACUAACUUCACCAAGUUCAAUGGUGAAUCACUUUAUGAGGCAUGGGAGAGAUUCAAGGAGGCAAUCAGAAAGUGCCCACAUCACGGAUUGCCAGAUAAUCUCCUAAUUGAGGUCUUCUAUCUUAGCCUGGAUGAUACAUUGAGGUCUCUAGUAGAUGCUGCAGCAGGAGGCGCACUGAUGGGUAAGAAUUAUGAUGAAGCAAGUGCUUUGAUAGAAGAGAUGGCCUCCAGUGCACAUAAUUGGCAGAAUGAGAGAAGUAAAUCAAGAGUGGCAUCAGUCAAUGACAUGGACACUAUUGCUAAUUUGACAACCCAGAUUUCAGCACUCACUACCCAGGUUGCUUUUUGUGAGUUGUGUUCAGGACCACAUUCGACUCUUGAAUGCAUGUCUGGAAAUCCCUCGGCUUCACCCAAUGGAGAGCAAGUGAACUUUGUCAACAACUUCCAGCGGAGUAAUCAAGGGCCUUAUUCGAACACUUACAAUCCCGGGUGGCGUAAUCAUCCUAAUUUCUCAUGGAGGAAUGAGAAUAAUGCACUUAAACCGCCACCUGGAUUCCAAAAGCAAGGCCCUGCUCAGAAUGCUCCACCUUAG